Molecule: messenger RNA, 657 nt
Organism: Plenodomus lingam JN3
Lineage: Eukaryota; Fungi; Ascomycota; Dothideomycetes; Pleosporales; Leptosphaeriaceae
Source: RefSeq, a predicted model, not a curated record
AUGUUACCCAAUCACUCCGCUCUUCUCUUCACCCUCGCCCUCGCCAUCCCCACCCUCCAUGCCAUCCCAGCCGCCGCACCCCCCCUCCGUCCUCCCAAAGGCGCCGUAACCAUAACAUCCCUCAGCACCAGCCACAUGGGAAGCGGGUGCCCCCCGUCCUCCGUCUCCAUCAACCUCGCGCCCGACAACAGCGCGCUGACGCUCAUCUUCGACGCCUUUGUGGCCGCCGACGGACCCAAAGCAAUUGCCACAACUACGCGCGCGCUGUGCAAGGUUACUGUUGGGCUGGAUGCAGCAGGGUGGGUGUUUGAUGUUGCCAGUGUGGAUUUCAGGGGUUAUGUGUUGUUGGAGGCUGGUGUUGAGGCGAGUCUCGUGAGUCGCUGGAAGUGGGUUGAUGCGGGGGGAAAGGAUUUGAAGGGCAAGGGUCAUGCGCAGAAGAAACUCAGCGGUCCGUUUGAAGACGAUGUGUUGCUGCACAAGGAGGGAGAGAUGAGUGAUGUUGAACCAAGUGUUUGUCAGAAGAAGGAUGCUAGGUUGCAGAUUAGCUUGAGUGCGACGGUUGAUGCUGGGGGUGGGAAGAGGAAUGGGUAUGUGCAGGGGAGUUCAGCGGAUGCAGCGUUUAGAGAGAUUAUGAAUAUGAAGUGGCGAAAGUGUUAG